UGCAAUUCGAAGAAUUGGAAUGAAAUACGAGUAAAUAAAAUACGAAUUAGAUUCGAUUAAAUUCGAAUUGAAAGAAUUGAUCGUAAGAGCGGAAAAGGAGUAAUUUUGGUAUACAUGCAAGGGCAACGUAAAUUAUAAAUAUCGCCAGUUGAGACUGGUGCACAGGAAACACGGAGAUAAAUGAGCAUAGACUGGAAAAAGAGCGGAUUCGACAGAGCGAAUAUAUUGGAUUCCGGACACAUGGCACAGGGACGAAUGAAUAGCAUCCGGUUUUCUGAAUCACCGAGAUAUUCUUGAGGAAUACGUAAGGCAGAAGUUUUGAAUUUUCAUAAAUCGUGGAAACUGAAGUGAUUUUUCAGAUCGAGAUCAAAUAAUUGUGACGUGAUUUUUUAUUCUACGAAAUUUUAAAUGGACAAGUUUAAUUUUUCGAUUUUAUUAAAAGAUAAAGAGGAGAAGAAAAUAAAUGAAUGAAAAGAACAAAGAAGAAAAAGAAACAAGGAAGAAAUAUUAUUAAGAAGAAAGAACAAUAAACUUUCGAAUUUUGGAUUAGGAAGAAAUACGAGCAAGGAAGACAAAUAAACUUUCGAAUUUUGGAUUAGGAAGAAAUACGAGCACUGUUCUAAAUUUGAAUCACUAUGAGACAAUGCGUGGACGCUAUUUUCUUACACGGAGGUACAGGAUUAUCGUUGAAUCAUCAAUAUGUAAAUGAUGCAGAUCAAUAUGACUCUUCGAUCAAUGAUGAUAAUACAAAGCAUUUGGAGAAAUUCUACUUAAUUACAGAACGAAGGUGGCACACAGAUACCGUGCUACCAAUUUCUUUACUGCGGUCUACCGAGGGAAUGUCUGCUCGAUCUCAUCAUAGGAUCCGGCAGUCCACUACGGGACUGGAUGAUUCUGGUAUGGACUUGCAAGCAGCUCAAUUCAGUACCCGUAUAGGUCAGGAGGUUCGCUCUAGUACAACUCUAUCAUGGCUAGAUUGGCAGUUGCUUCUUUUUAUAGCACUUUGUGCCAUUGCUGGUGUUAUUUUGUUUACAUUUUUGAUCUUGUUAUGGCUACGGAAACAAAUGUCGCGUGAAAAAGAUACUGAAGAUGGUGACAGGAGAGGUCUAGUAGAAGAAGGAUUGGUUGGCCGAACAGAUAAAACUGACAAAAGUACUAAAAGUUCAGUGGAAGCGCAAUGGGUUCCUCAAUCGGUAGCCAAACCAUCGGAAUCUACUCAAAAAGCAAAACCUUCUACAACAGUUGCUUCUGGUUUACCAGAAAUAAUGACUGUGACCACGCCAGAACGAAAAAUAGAACCAAUUCGCGUGAAACCUAAAGGAUUAUUAGAACGGCGUAGUUCGAGUGCAAGUUUAACCAUAGAACUAGCACCAGCACCGACACCCGAAAAUCCACCACACAUGGUCACUCCAACUCGCGAAUGUACGACUGAAGAAUUUUUAUUGAGCGCUGGAAAUGUCUUAUCCAGAGCACAAUUGAAAAAAACAUUGAACGAUCCAGCAUCGUUACAGAAAGAAUUUUGGGAAGUACCGUUGAACCACCCCAAAAAAGUUGAUAUAUGUGGAGCUGGUGUAAAAAAUAGAUAUUGCACUGUAUUACCUAAUCCGCAAUCUCGAGUGAUUUUACCGGGUUCUUCUGACGAUCCACUUUCUAGUUACAUAAACGCCAAUUAUAUCAGGGGAUACGAUGGAGAAGAUGCACGCUAUAUCGCAACCCAAGGACCAUUAUCUCAUACGAUAGAAGAUUUCUGGCAAAUGAUUUGGGCAGAAAAAGUUCCCGUAAUUGUCAUGAUGACAAGAUUACACGAAGCUGCCAAAACAAAAUGUGAUAUCUACUUUCCUGUAGAUAAAAAUAAUCGUUUACAAGCUGGUCCUUUCACGAUUAUAGUUAACUCUAUAACCAACAAAGAUGGUUAUACUGUUAGAGAUUUGGAAAUUAGAUACGAAAGGGAAAGACGCCAUGUACAGCAUUACUGGUAUGAUUCAUGGCCAGAUCAUGCUGUACCUCAAGCAGCAGAUGCGCUUGUUAAUUUAGCUGCAGAAAUAAAUGCUCUAUCUGGACCUGUAGUGGUACACUGUAGCGCAGGUAUUGGACGCACUGGAUGUUUUAUAGCACUAGCAAUAGGAAUGACACAACUCUUAAGAAAUGAUAACGUAGAUGUACUAGGUAUUCUAUGUCAAAUGAGGUAUGACAGAGGAGGUAUGAUUCAAACUGCUGAACAAUACGAAUUUGUUCAUCGAGCACUUUGUCUAUUUGAAAAAACUCUCGAUGGCAGAUUAUCUAAAUCAAGAGAAUAAUGUUGCUACGAAUAAUAAUUAUUUUAGAAGCAAUUACUGUUGCCUACAACACAAUCCACUUUCGUCCAGAUAUUCCAUUAAAACAAAAGAUACUUUUAAAUGAAUCUCUGUGUCAGCAUUGGAGGUAAGAAAAGGAGGUCUUUACUAUUUCAAUACUUUAAUGAAAUUCGCCUCAUCUAAUUAUGCUGCCAUUCUAUACUGCCAUGACAAAUGAUAUAUGAGUCGCGUAAAAAUUUUCUCAAAGAAUUAUCAUUUUAAUCACUUAUCCCAAAGCAAAAAAAAAAGAGAGAAAGAAAAAGAGAAAAGCAAUUGCAUGCAACAUUAUAAAAAGUCAAAGUAAAAAGCCAUUUUAAUGAAUAAGCACUAAAUGUGUGGAACAUAUAUGUACAAAAACAAACAAAAAACAAUCGACUAACUUUACAUCAAGACCCUUUUGUUGUAACAAUUUGAAUAUUAUUAUAUUAUAUCAGAAUCGUAAUUAAUGUUCAAAAUUAGCAAAAAUUUAACAUAUUUAUUUAUUUUUCUUUC
Messenger RNA from Polistes dominula (European paper wasp), 2825 nucleotides. RefSeq names its product tyrosine-protein phosphatase non-receptor type 7. Gene Ontology annotation, molecular function: protein kinase binding; protein tyrosine phosphatase activity. Gene Ontology annotation, cellular component: cytosol; cell junction; plasma membrane. Gene Ontology annotation, biological process: signal transduction; protein dephosphorylation. Lineage: Eukaryota; Metazoa; Arthropoda; Insecta; Hymenoptera; Vespidae. The record is from RefSeq and is a predicted model, not a curated record.